Molecule: messenger RNA, 5485 nt
Organism: Megachile rotundata (alfalfa leafcutting bee)
Lineage: Eukaryota; Metazoa; Arthropoda; Insecta; Hymenoptera; Megachilidae
Source: RefSeq, a predicted model, not a curated record
UCUACAUAUUGCCUUUGUAGUAUAUUGCGUCAUACAAAUAACCAUUUCAUUUACAUUUAUUUAAACAUUUCGCGUAAAAACUUCACGAAUUUUGAGGUUAUAUUGACAGUCUAUGAUGGUCGAGCAGCGAGAGGGCUCUAAUGCAUCGGAGAUAUCGUAAAAAUUUUUCAAUUGCUGUACAUGCUUAUCUCCGAAUCUGUAUUUGAUGUAUCUUGUUAAAAAAUGUUGUAUUUCUUACUUCAUGAGCGUAUAAAUUCAAUAAAAGUAUGAUAGUAUGCAAUUUGAUACAUUUAGUCCGCCACAUUUGUUGCUACGAAUUUUUAGCCGUCCCUUCUACUGUUCCUAUUUACAGUCGCAUCGUAACGCUUACGUGACACGAUUGUUAAUAAUUUUAUUCUUCGAAUUUUUAUGAAAUUUAACAACACAAUCUAAUGUUCUUUUUGCUUGAAGUUACAAAAUGACAGAAGGAGGAGUAACUAGAAUGAAGCGCAAUGGCGCUCGUCUGUUCAAAAAUCCUCCUCAGCCUCACAUGUGUAUACAAGACUUUUUAGAGGGUGUUGUAGCUCCAUGUUACGUAAAUGUAUUAUCAUGGGAGAAAAUUGCAAUGCCGCUAAAGCCCUCUCAACCUGUACAAUUUUAUGGAGGAAUGAGGGUCCGACCACCACGUACAAAAGAAGAUGCCAUAGUAUUUGCCGUAAUGGCUAAUCCAGAGGUGCUUCGAAUCAAUGGCAAAAAUGCACAAGAUCCAAAGAAACGUACCAGCUUAAUAGAGCUCUUACUAGACUUUGUGGAAAUGGUUAACUCGGGAGUGGUUUUCAUGCGGCAAUACACGAUUCUGAAAGAUCGAGACAUUACCGGUGAAUUGAAAGAAGUUUGGAAUGCAGUACAAGCGAGGCGAGAUUUAGAGCAACCUCCUCCUCAACAAGAGACUUGGAUCGACGCGCAACCACCUGUUCUUCAGUAUCAUCAACAACAAGAUUACGCGUCUCAGCCUCCACAGUAUCAUUCGAGUUUAGCGUAUGGUAGGGCAAUGAAUAACGAAGGUAUGCAUUACGAUAAUUGCGGUCAUCAAUCUCAGAAUCAAGUAAUCACUCAAAAUGAUCAGAUGUAUCAAUCUGGACAAAUGGUGUCACAGCAAUAUCAUGGAAACGUUCCUCGGAUUACUCAGGACCGUUACAAUUACAGAGAGUGUGGUAGGGAUAAUAUUGUACAGAAUAUUCCGCAACAAAACUGUCCUGCGUAUCCGGGUCCGCAGUAUCAGUUUCAACAGUUACCUAGGCAAAUGGUGCCUCAGUACGUGAACUCAAAUGUGCAUCCUAACAGCACUCUUAAUUACGAUCCAAGUACGAACGCGAACGUGAACCCAGCCAUGAACACGAAUUUGGCAGCACCUUUUCAACCGUACAUAACUUAUCAACAACGAAUGGAUAACACGAUUCAUAUCGAUAUGUGUAGAAUGCCACCGCAACAACAGCAAAUACGUUUGAAUCACGUGCAGCCGGUUCCACAGUACGAACCAACGGCAUCGUUUAACCUUCAAACGAUUUCUCCGCUUAACGUUCUCAAAUUAGGUAGACCACAUAUGGGCGUCGCUCAGAAGAACAACGCUAGUAAAAGACAAAUAAAUUCACCUACUCAUUCCAAACAAUCUUCCUGUACAAACUGUCAAAAGGACUUAUCCGAUAAUGGGACAAAACCGAAGAGUCCUGUCAAGGUUCUGCAACGAGAGUUCCCGUCGAACGAUCGGCAGGACACGAAUAAUCAUUCAUCCAUCAAUAACAAAGUGUCUCCGGACAAAGAAACUGUUGAAAAGACAAAAAAUGUACAAGUGACGGACUUGGACGAAGACGUUAAAAAGACUAAUGAUUCUGACAGCGAAACGCUUGAAUCCACUAGGAAACCAAAUGAUACUCAUACUUCUGAUUCUACUUCGACGACCACCGAUAGAGACACAACAAAUUCCGUCGAAAACACGUCUCUUCCCGAAGAGAAGCAGCAAGAAACAAAAACUACGGAUCUUCCAAACGGACAAAAUUCAUCCGAUCAAAAGUAUUCGAAGCCGAAAGGUAAUUCGAUGAAAGGGAACAAGUACAAAGAAAACGCGGAAAGCAACCGAACGAAUCGCAUUAAAUUUAUUUCUGAUCAAAAGAACGAUAGUCCGAAACGAUCUCAGACCACUGUUAAUAGCAUUAUAAAAAGCGUUUUCAAGAUUCAUCCUGGUAUGUCCGGCGAAGAAACUUCAGGCAAGAGAAAAGCGAACGGACAGGCUAAGAAUAAUGCUAAAACGAACGGUGAGAGCGAAGAGAUACAUCAGGGAUAUACGAUAUUGAAGAAGACAGAGACAACUACUCAGGAAGAGAUAGCGAACGAGCUAACUCAGCUAUCCAUUCAAGACUGCAAAGAUGCUACUGAAAUUAGUCCCGUGCUCUCGUGAUAGCCUAGUUUGUAGCUAGUACUGAGUACUGGCUCAUAGCUAAAGAGCAAUGAAUUCAAUGUAAAUAGGUAGAACAUUAACCAAUAAAAGAAGUCAAGAGUGAAACAGAUGCUAAGAGGGGGACUCGAAAGCACAAUACACGUAUUAACACGAAAACGUACCAAAAUAUCAGGACACGCAGGAGCUGACCGCCAAUUAUUUUUCGACGAAUCCAUUCGUCUUCCUUCGCAUAAUUUUGACACAAACGGAUCAUAGUGAGAAGUUCUUUAAACACCGAAUUAUGUAAAGAAGCUGAUUAGUAUGAACACGAUAAACUAACUGGACUUAUCAGUGGAACGAUUCUCAUUAAACUCCAGACGAAUUUAAACAUUUACACGUGAUCACUUGGUUUGACAACAGUUUUGCUUCCAGUAAUACUUAUCAAUAUUCGAGCAAAAACAGCUAUUAGCUAUUGAUGUUCAAACCUGGGACACUAUCAGUGUUCCGUUGUAUGAAAACGAAUUGCAGCUUUCAAGUCUGGAUUGGGUACACAUGCACAGUUGUCGAUAACGAAAAAUUAAUUGAUGUAUCGUGGAUUUGAGCAACAUUCGAUGCAAGAUACUGAGUCGUUCCCAUAGAUUAGAUCAAGACAAACAACUUCACGAUGGAGCAACGGCUGGUCAUCGCGUACUUAUCUUCCAGCAAAACAAUUAGAGGAAUUUCGGAGUUAUACCGGGUGGCACAAAUUCAUGUUACGAUAUAUUAUGGAAUCAUAGUACGUAUUAGAUUUUCAGCUUAGAAUUAAGAAUUUUAUUCAGAUCCCCGUCUACGCGUCAGUGCUUCCUUACAAGGACUAUUUCGUCUCCUUUAUUUUUCAUACUUGUGCAAAAUCCUAGCGCGUAGGAGGGGAUUUUGAGUGUGUAUUUUAAGAUUACAAAAAAAGAAGAAGAAUGUUUGUCCACUCGGUACAUUCGUUGACUAUAUCGCAUUCUAACCUAUGCCAUAGUUUAUUAGUUGAGGAUAACACAAAGGCUGCCAAACCUCCGAUCAUAAUAUAAAAAGUGAUCUCUGGAGCAAACGUUACACAAAAACGAUUUAGACAGCUUUUUCUCGCUGACUCGUGCACGCAGUUCUGCCGUUCAACUUUUAGCUUAUCUAAAGAGGCAUUCGAUGGUCCCGAAUAGGCUAAUCCUCGAAUGGCGGAGCCAAGACCUUUUAAACGUGUUUGCAUUUUUAUUUUCUAAAUUUUACACUAUUUCAUGAGAUAUUUUUCUGAUGGAAGUUUAUCGUUUGAAAAUUUUAUUUGAUAUAUCAUUGUACAGGGAGGAGGUUUUUUACAGACAAAAUGGUGACAAACAAGAAUAUUUGAAAAUCAAGUACAAAUGGAUGCAAUUUCUAUUAUCUAAAGGAAAUUAACGUAGACACGAUCCAGCUAUCGCCAUUCGAGGAUCGAAGUGAAGAGCUGGUUAAUUUUUAACGAUGGUCAAUUAAUGAACUUGGCUUUGUUCACGACGUGCACGAAUCCAGUUGAUUGAAUUACCUUCGAGGCCUCUGCGAAUUCGACGUGUCGUUUUGCUCUCUAAACAAACGUAAAGCAUCGCUGCCACGCGAAACGACAUCGUCCCGUUAAAUUUAUUUAGCGUUAUUAGACCAGCGUCGUGCCGUAACGUUCUUGCAACGUGAAUUGCAUGCUUUGAUAUUUUAACGAGAACAGUAUACCGUGGUUCGUUUACAGACCGAUAAACGAUUCGAAAUGAAAAGGAUAAUAUUCAAGAAACGUCAGCGUGUUCUGUCCGUAAAUAGAACUGAGCCAAUUUAAUCUCGACACCCGUUUCUGUCGUUCUCCCGAAUUUCUGUUUUUUUUUUUUGCCCCUUUUAAUUCAUAGACACUGUAAUGAUUUUUUCUGUUUAGUGUAUUCGAGGUGCUUCGUUAGUAAAGUUAAGAUCUCAGCUCGUGAAUAACUAGUUAGAAUUGAUAAUUAUGGCGCCGGUGGGAAAGGACCAAUCCGCAAGACCAGGGUGCAAUUUAACAAAUUUCCAGAUGUCUGGAAACCACGUACAAUUCCUAAAACGAGCUGGUUCUCGAGUGGAAAAAAGAAAUGUGCUCGAUCCUUUUUUUUUUAAUCUUCUCUUCUUCCCCUGCACUUUUAGUCUUCGGCUUACAUGGAACAGAGAGUAAAUAAAACGAAACGCAGUGAUUUCGUGCCGUGAAAAAUUCUCGCGUGAUAGGAAAUGAAAAACAGUAAUAUUGAAACGUUUUCACGUUGUGCGUGCGAUACGCGGGUAUAUCACACACACGUACACACACUUGCGCAUACACACCCAUAUAUACAUAGUAUGUACGUAUACACAUACAUAAAGGUUUUUUCCUUGUUUAUAAUGUAUAACAGAAUUAAAAGCGUUUCGCGUUUAAUCGGAGAACGAAUUAUAUAUUUUAUUAUUUUUCAAAGAAAGAAAGGAAAACUUACAUUUUAUAUGAAUCAGCGUCUCGUGAACGCGUUGCUUUUUUUUUAAAUGAUCGUCGAUUGCUGUUCAGCAAUUACUUUAAUUAAUUUAGCAGUAAGUCUUAAACACAAUCAACCGUCAUUCCUUAUUAUAUUUCGUUUUCGUUUUUUUUUUCUUGUUCUAUUGAUUUCAAACGUCAUAUUUUGUUGCAUACAACGAAGUAUAUUGUAUUCCUGCGAGGAGGAACGGAUCUGUACGUGAUUGAAAUCGAUUCACGUCGGGCUGCUUAGUCAAUUCUUUUUAAAUGCUCAAACGAUGAAAAAACACGUCGAAGAUGUUAGGUUUAUCCAUAGAUCAUAUUUUAUCGUAUUUCUAUUUUCUCCCUGUCCCCCAUUUUAUUUUUCUCUUUUAUUUUGAAUGCAGUUCUCAGCGGUUUGGCCCCUUCCUUUUUUUUGCCAAACAUCCCCAAAGUCCCUCCUCUCAUUAUUGUUAAUAAUAUGUAUUCAGUAUUCGUGUUAUUUUAGAUUCUUAUUAUUAUUAUUGUCAGGUAUAUUCUGGUUUACUAUAUCAUUAUUACCAUGAACAAUGUAAUCUAUUAUUAUUCUAUAAUACAUGGUUUUUCCAAAG